UGCAGCAGCAUCUGACAACGAAGCAUAUAAAUACUAAGCGUUCGAGAAAUUCUUCAUCUUUACAGCUGUUACACACAAAAAAUGCUGAAAGUUGUGUUAUUCCUCUGCGGGCUUCUUGCCCUCUCUCAAGGGCGAUUACUCAACCCGAGAAUCGUCAAUGGUAUCGAUGCCAAACAAGGCGAAAUUCCUUUCCAAGUAUCUCUGCAAAGAUACGGCAGCCAUUUCUGCGGAGGUUCUGUCUUAAACGAGAACUACGUCGUGACAGCAGCUCACUGUCUUCAAGGAUCACCGCCCGAUGGAAUCAGCAUCGUUGUUGGAACACUUGAAUACAAAAAACCAGGUCAAACCCGUGAGGCUGUGAAAAUCACAAUUCAUGAACGUUUCUCCCCUGCUAACUCGUAUUCCAAUGACGUUGCUUUGAUCAAGAUCAACACUCCUUUCAAAUUCAACAAACUGGUACAGCCAGUUCCUCUGCCAGAUCUACACACCAAAAUCGCCACCAACAGUACCGCUGUUGUUUCUGGAUGGGGCAGACUUGGAGGUGCUAACGGUGGUAUUCCCGACACUCUCAAGAAGGCUCAAAUCUGGGUUGCUGACCCUGACUAUUGCCGUGAAGUAAUGAAGAAGCAAGGGAUGAUCAUCCACCCAACUCAGAUUUGUGCUAACGAUCCGACAACCAGGAGAGGACAAUGCAACGGAGACUCUGGUGGCCCAUUGAUUGUCAACGGCAAGCUUACUGGAAUUGUUUCCUGGUCAAUUAAGGACCCUUACUGUGCUAGCACUGAAUACCCUGGUGUUUACACUCGUGUUCCUGAAUUCAUCGACUGGAUUCUUGAACAUGCCGUAUAAGACUGCAUACAUUUGUUCUAGUUAUAUGUACCGAAUGUUUCUGAACAAGAAUUGUUUAACACCAUCAAAGAAUUGACAAAAAUUGAAAAAAAAGGUUACUUUUACGUCUGUUGUACAUACAUAAUAUUCUUACGAAAUGUUAACUUAUUUUUUAAAACACAAUUUUGAAUAAAAUUAAUUUUUUCUACUAA
Nasonia vitripennis (jewel wasp) is the source of this 1040-nucleotide messenger RNA. RefSeq names its product mite allergen Der f 3-like. Gene Ontology annotation, biological process: proteolysis. The transcript is spliced from 6 exons. Gene Ontology annotation, molecular function: serine-type endopeptidase activity. NCBI's taxonomy places the organism in Eukaryota, Metazoa, Arthropoda, Insecta, Hymenoptera, Pteromalidae. The record is from RefSeq and is a predicted model, not a curated record. Bases 82 to 849 code for a protein of 255 amino acids.